AUGGGCGUGCUGGUCAACUCACUGACCAAGGUCGGCCCUGGCCUGCAGGUGCCAGGGAUCCACUCGUACCUGCCACACCUGACUGGGCACCCAGAACACCUGCGUCCAGCGGCGGCGAUCGCCCGGGGCAACCAGGGAGUGAGCAUUGUCAUAGGUGUGCCAACCAUCAAGAGAGCCAAGGCAUCCUACCUCUCUCAGACCCUCAACUCACUAAUCACAAGCCUCAACGAGGAGGAGGCUAAAGACUGCCUCAUAGUUGUUUUUAUAGCAGAGCCGUGGGAUAAGGCAUUUACAGAUGAAGUGACCAAACAGAUCCAGUCAGAGUUUAUGGAUGCCUUGUCCUCUGGCCUGCUGGAAGUGAUUGUACCCCCUGCUGGCUUCUACCCAGACUUAAACAACCUGAAAGAAACUUUUGGUGACCCAAAGGAGCGAGUCAAGUGGAGAACAAAACAGAACCUGGACUACGCAUUCCUCAUGCUGUAUGCCAGGCCUAAAGCCAUGUACUAUGUGCAGAUGGAAGACGAUGUUGUUGCCAAGCCGGGCUACCUCAAUAUUAUGAAAACUUUUGCCUUGCAGCAGAAGGAAGAGUGGAUUAUGCUUGAGUUCUCUGCCCUUGGUUUUAUAGGUAAAAUGUUCAAGUCAUCAGACAUUCCAACCAUAGUGGAGUUUUUCCUGAUGUUCCAUGCUGACAAGCCAAUAGACUGGCUCCUGGACCACUAUCUGUGGGUCAAGGUCUGCAACCCUGAACAAGAUGUGAACGGUUCCGGACCACCUGAUUUAUUCUGGAUAGUGCCGAAACAUUGCCAGCGCAUGAUACAGUCUGUGAGGAGGCGCUUCAAACCUUCUUUGUUCCAGCAUAUAGGGGUGGAGUCAUCUCUGAAGGGGAAGGUGCAGAAACUAAAGGAUCGUGACUUUGGCAAAGCUGGUCUUUACAGAGCCCACGUGAACCCUGCAGUACAGCUGGCCUCUUCCCUCAAGACCUACCAGAAGUACGCACUCAGCAAAGCCUACAUUGGCGAAACUUUCUUCUGGGCCUCCAACCCAUCCAAGGGGGAUAUCAUAGAUUUUAAAUAUGACCCGCCCAUCCAUAUAGAAAUGUACUUGUUCCGCAGUGGCAACUUAGACCACCCUGGGGAUGUGUUCCACAACACAACCAUUGAGGUCCUCACCCCCUCCACCAUCAGCGAAUCUGUCAAACAAAGCAUUAUCUCCAGGGCAGGCCUGAGUAGGGUGGAGAUUGAGAACGCCUCUGAGGGGUUUAUCCCCAUUGGUCGAUUCAACGACAACGGCUUAGCCCAGGGGGAGGUGCCAGAGGAGAUAGCACUGGUGGACACACUCAGGAUACACGUGCAUCAGCAGUCAGAUGCCUGGGUCAUUUUAAGCGAGAUAAUGAUUCAAGAAGGCAAAAGGUAGCAAAACAGCAUUCAACAUUUCUUAUGGACCUAACAAACCAGAGGGCUUUGGUGCAAUUUUUUUUUUUGCAAACAUGACUGCCUGCAUUUAAAAAAAAAAAAGCUUUCUAAAUGGACAAAAUAAUACCUCAAGAACCUAGUAUGAGUCACUUGUAUAGGCAACACCCCCCCCCCCCCUCCCUUCUCACACUCUGACUGCAGUGAUUGAUUACAUGUUAGUAGCCAGUGCAUAUGAUUUGCUGGGCUUCAGUCAACAGGUGUGGACUAGUUGGGGUUAGAUGAUAUGUGUACAACGUGGGGGUCAGACAAGAAAUGUGUACGGCAUGUGGCAGUAAGGCAAGAAAUGUGUAAAAGUAGGGUCAGACAAGAGAUGUGUAUAUGUGGGGGUCAGACAAGAAAUGUGUACAACAUGUGGGAUGUGUACAAGUAAGGUCAGACAAGAAAUGUGUACAACAUGUGGGAUGUGUACAUCAUGGAGUCAGACAAGAGAUGUGUACAUCUAGGGGUCAGACAAGAAAUGUGUACAUGUGAGAUGUGUACAUCAUGGAGUCAGACAAGAGAUGUGUAAAUGUGGGGUCAGAUGAGAAUUGUGUACAAGCAGGGGUCAGACAAGAGAUGUGUACAACAUGUGGGGGUCAGACAAGAAAUGUGUACAACAUGGGGUCAGACAAGAGAUAUGUACAUGUGGGGGUCAGAUGAGAAUUGUGUACAAGUAGGGUCAGACAAGAAAUGUGUACAACAUGUGGGGGUCAAACAAGAGAUGUGUACAUGUGGGGGUCAGACAAGAAAUGUGUACAACAUGGGGUCAGACAAGAGAUAUGUACAUGUGGGGGUCAGAUGAGAAAUGUGUACAAGUAGGGGUCAGACAAGAGAUGUGUACAACAUGUGGGGGUCAGAUGAGAUGUGUAAAACAUGUGGGGGUCAGACAAGAGAUGUGUACAACAUGGGGUCAGACAAGAAAUGUACAAGUGGGGAUCAGACGAGAUGUGUACUAAAUGUGGGGGUCAAAUAUAGGGAUGUGUACUCCAUUGGAAAUCCAUAACAGCAGAUUUUUAAAUUUACCGUUACUAUAGACCUUAAACCUAAUUCAUUAUAUUACAAUGUUCACCCAUUGUCUGAUGUGUUGGUUAAAAUUUUUAGAAAUGUUCAACUUUUUGGAAAAUCUGAAUAAUUUUUUUUUUUUAAACCAGUUAAAAAGAAACAACUAUGUAUCAACUCUUAUCAUUCAACAUUAAUUUCAUCUCUCAUUUUAUUGCCUUAUAAUGAAAACUUUAAUGACUAUUUGAUGUACCUGCAUUAGCUUGAAGCUAUAAAACUCACCUCGCCAGGUAAAGUGCCAUGGUAAUGUACAGUGGGUUUCCUUAUCACAAUGCAGAUUGUUUUUUUUCAUUGUAAAGUGGGUUGCCCUGAACAACGCCAUUCUAUCAUUUGUAAAUAUCACAUUGGGUUGGAUAUGAUGGUGUUCAUCUAAAGAGAUGUUUUUAAGAUAUUGUUUUAGAACAAAGAUUUUUUUUUAUGUAUAUUUUUCUGCUUUACCCAACUCUUAUGAUGUAUUAUUAGGUGAAAAAAAAAAAAGUUUGGCUUGUGUAGACAACCUGGCCAUUUUACACUGCCUGGCCAUUACACAAAAUCUGGUCACUUUUGGUUUUGUUUGUUUGAAAGUAAUACAAUUUAUUGAUUUUUGAAAGUAAUACAAUUUAUUGAUUUUUCUUUCAGCCUGUUUUAAUGUAUACAAUUGUUAGACAUCGUUUGACUUAAAACAAAUGUUUUAUUAUGAUAGAUUUUUAAAUAAAAUCGUUUUUUAUGUGUAGCAUUGUAUAAGGUGGCAGUGUGUAUGAUGUGAUAGCGUUGAUAUGUACGUACAAGGGUGUAGUGGGUAAUAAUUGAUAUUGAUUAUUGUAUUAGAAGUUUAUAGUGUUGAAAUAUACAAACAUGUUGUAGACAGUGUAUGAGGCUAUAGUCUUGAUAUAGACACGUACGAGAGUGUACUAAGGUUAUAGCAUUGAUAUACACGGUACGAGGGUGUACUCAUGUUAUAGCCUUGAUAUACAUGUACAAAAGUGUGUACUAGUAAAACAAAAUGUGAAAUGGCAGCAGACCUAAUUAAAGUGUACAAGUAGUCUUCUGUCGUUUGAAAUGUGCUCUACCAAAUUUAUGAUGACCGUAAAUUAAACAUUGUCACACAGUACUCACACAAACUGUAGCAUUUAAACCUGUUUGUACAUCCAAUUUAUAAUGUGGCUUGCUGCACCUGAAAUUUGUGUUGAGUGAACAUUAAUAAGUUUGAGUAUAAUGCAUGGUGUGUUUUUUUUUUGUUUAGCUGAAGUGGAUGGUCAGAUAGAAACGUUGCACGAAUUUGUUAAAAUAAAUUGUUAAUUGACUUGCUUUAGUGUUCAGAGUAACUCCUUGCCUCACUGGGUGAUGGACAUUAAAAAAUGUUUUAAAUAUUUUUAGUUGAUUUACAUAUUUUAGUUUAAUAUUUUCCUAGACUAAACAAUGAAUAAGUUUAUUUUAACCUUAUUUAAUUAUAUUUUUUUUAUUUAUAUAAUUGAGUUUAAUAUUUAUCAAUACACAAUUUCUUUGGCUGUAGAUUUUAGAAGUAGAAUUGUUUAACAAUGAAAAAGAAAUGUUAUGUGUUGAUAUUAAAUUGUAGUUCUUGUGUAAACUCCUCCUCUUCCCAUCCCCCAUAAUUUUGUUUGUAGAUACAUGUGUGGGUUUGCUCCCCUGUAUUACAGAAAAACUAGAAGAGUUUCAGGAAGUAGAGUAGCUAGAUUAGAAUUUACAUAGAGGGUUUCUGAGCUCUUCAAAAUAUAACACCAGGUAUAACUGGGUAUCUUUAAUAAGAGCUCUUCACAAGAAAUAUUUUUUUCUACUUUUUUUUUCUAAAAGUCUGUUUACUUUUUGUGAUACCUCCAGUUUUUAUACUGUCAAGCUUUACAAAUCUGAUUUUCUGACGAUGAUGUAGAACAAACCUCCUUGUUGUACAAGACCAAUAAAGCUUAUUGCCCAGUAUUAUUUAUGUGGCUGUUAUUAAUUAAACAUUGAUGACUCUUAAACACACUAAUUGUGUAUACCCCUGUUGACACUAAUUAGUAAUAGUCUAAUUUAAUACGGAUAAAAACUAAAGCUAUUUUAUAUUUUCUAACAGUCACGUAUAUCAAUGGCUACCUAGCCAUAACUCUAAUCCUAACUUUAACCUUUGUGGCAGAGCCACAACAUCAGUCAUGGUUUAAACACAAAUUUAAAUCUUUACAAACUUUUCAUGUACUGCAGUAAAAAAUAUUCUCUUCUUUUGUUUUUAAAUUUGUGUGUUGUUUUAAUUUUUAAUUGUAACUAUAAUAUAAUUUAUUAAUACUGUCUAUAAUGGCACGUCUUCUUUUUGUUUUAUCACCAAAAUGUCUUGUAUUCUUAGUUGCCCCUUUUAAUCCUUCCUCCAAAGAUUUCUAUAAAGGCUCUAUAUGCCUGAGACUUCUCAUUUGUUAAAUUAGCUGUACAUUUUGCAUUAUGUUUGACGAAAUAGUAUAUUUUAAUUAUAGAUUGGUUUAAAAUUUCAUGGAAUUGAGGUUGAGGAAUUUUAAAAUUUGCAAAGACUUUUUUUAUUUGUAAAAUACCCAUGCUUUGUUUGAUUAGCCUUUUUGAUUUUUUUUUUUUAUAUUCAAGAUUGAGUCCAAUGUAUUUUCUUGAUAAUUGUCUUAAUUUUGUAGUAAGGGAGGUAACCUAAAUUUUUUUUUUUAAAUUGUAUUGUUUAAAAUAAUGCUCUUUGUUAAUUACUAAACUGAUAUGAGAAAAAAAAUAACUUUAAAAUGUAAGUUAACUCAUUUUAAUGUUGAUAUAAUAAUAAUUACAAAUAAAUUUGUUUUUCACCCA
This is a messenger RNA of Physella acuta, 5279 nucleotides long. RefSeq names its product alpha-1,3-mannosyl-glycoprotein 4-beta-N-acetylglucosaminyltransferase B. Gene Ontology annotation, molecular function: acetylglucosaminyltransferase activity. Lineage: Eukaryota; Metazoa; Mollusca; Gastropoda; Physidae. Gene Ontology annotation, cellular component: Golgi stack; endoplasmic reticulum; endoplasmic reticulum-Golgi intermediate compartment. Gene Ontology annotation, biological process: protein N-linked glycosylation. The record is from RefSeq and is a predicted model, not a curated record.